UAUUGUUGACCGCGGAGCAGCCUGUGUGUUUUAUACAGUCGGAGAGACCGUGGAACAAGGAAGACACCGGGCCACACGGUCGUCACCUACCUGUUGAAUAUUACCUACUGUUUAAUGAUAGAGUCAGGUGUUGGGUUGACAACUUACUCACUGUCGGAGAACAAAGUCGAACCUGGGGAUAAAGGAUAGUCAGUCGAGUUUAGUCGAGGUAAAGGCGGAAGGAAGGAGGAUUUGUGGAAGAGGUAGCCACUCCAAUGUUUUAACCGGACAGACAGACAGACAGACCACCGGAUUUAUCAACAGACCAGAAACAGAUUUAUUGACGCCGCCACACGAUGCCUUUAGGACUGAGACGAAAGAAGAACAAGUCGAGGGAGAGCUCGAACCUGGUGGAGAAUGAGGAGGUCGGUGGACACACCGGUGGGCGCUCCGUGAAGUCGACCGUAAACGGAGCGGGGCUCCCACCGCCACCUGCCAACCUGCGGCCCAAACUAGUGUUCCACACUCAGCUCGCCCACGGCAGCCCCACGGGAAGGAUCGAGGGAUUUAGUAACGUCAAAGAACUCUACGGGAAAAUAGCUGAGACGUUCAAUUUAAGUCAACCGGAGAUCCUGUUCUGUACAUUGAACACCCAUAAGAUCGACAUGGAGAAGCUGCUUGGUGGUCAGAUCGGCCUGGAGGACUUUAUAUUCGCCCACAUUAAAGGGAUUAAGAAGGAGGUGGAGGUGUUUAAGUCAGAGGACGCCCUGGGCCUCACCAUCACAGACAACGGGGUGGGAUACGCCUUCACCAAGCGUAUCAAGGAGGGCAGUGUGGUGGACAAGGUGAAGGUGAUCUCUGUAGGAGACCACAUAGAAUGCAUCAACGGGAAGAACAUUGUGGGAUCACGUCACUACGAGGUGGCUCGCAUGCUGAAGGAGCUGCCGAAAGACCAGAUGUUCACCCUCAAACUGGUGGAGCCCAUGAAGGCCUUCGAGAUGCUGGAGCCGCGGUCGAAGGGAGCCAAGGAGGCCAGUGACAAUAAGAUGGGGACAGGGAGAGGGACUCUGAGACUUCGCUCCAGGGGCCCUGCUACCGUAGAGGAAGUGCCGACAGAGUUUGAGGAGAGAGCAGUGAAGAAGGUGGAUGACCUACUGGAGACUUACAUGGGUAUCAGAGAUACAGAACUGGCGGCGACCAUGGUGGAGGUGGGUCGGGACAAGAAGAACCCUGAUGAGUUUGCCAUGGCUCUGGACGAGGCUCUCGGGGACUUCGCUUUUCCUGAUGAGUUUGUGUUCGACGUCUGGGGCGCUAUCGGAGACGCCAAACAGGGACACGUUUUAACUUCCCCCUGAUUCCCUUGCCUGGUCCCAGAUCUGUUUACAGCUGGCAAGACCUCACAAACAGAUCUGCGACUAGGGCUUUAGCCUGGUCCCAGAUCUGUUUACAGCUGGCAAGACCUCACAAACAGAUCUGCGACCAGGCUACCAAUCCCCCUGAGUACCACAGCUCCACAUCUUCAACCAGCCAACUGGACAAAUACCAGCCAGUAGAGAAAGAGGCUACGGGUGCCUCUGUUUUGUAGGGUUACCAGUGUUGCACCCUAAAAGACAGAAUCACUUCAGUCAUGUCCCACUCAACCUAGUUUUCUGCUUGUGUCCCAAAUGGCCCCCUCAUAUUCCCUUUAUAGUGCACUACUCAUAGGGCCCUGGCCAAACGUAGUGCACUAUAUAGGAAAUAGUGUGCUAUUUGGGAUAUACAUUCUAUGUCCUUUUUCCACAGGUUACAAAAGGGUUCUGAUGUCUGAAUCACCACUACAGCACUUGUCUUUACUGACUGUGGUGAACCGACACUGAGGAUCACAUACAGUAGACUACUGUAUAUCAGGGCUUUAAUGACUGUGGUGAACUGACACUGAGGAUCACAUACAGUAGACUACUGUAUAUCAGGGCUUUAAUGACUGUGGUGAACCGACACUGAGGAUCACAUACAGUAGACUACUGUAUAUCAGGGCUUUAAUGACUGUGGUGAACCGACACUGAGGAUCACAUACAGUAGACUACUGUAUAUCAGGGCUUUAAUGACUGUGGUGAACCGACACUGAGGAUCACAUACAGUAGACUACUGUAUAUCAGGGCUUUAUUGACUGUGGUGAACCGACACUGAGGAUCACAUACAGUAGACUACUGUAUAUCAGGGCUUUAAUGACUGUGGUGAACCGACACUGAGGAUCACAUACAGUAGACUACUGUAUAUCAGGGCUUUAAUGACUGUGGUGAACCGACACUGAGGAUCACAUACAGUAGACUACUGUAUAUCAGGGCUUUAUUGACUGUGGUGAACCGACAUGGUGUUCACAUACAGUAGACUACUGUAUAUCAGGGCUUUAAUGACUGUGGUGAACCGACACUGAGGAUCACAUACAGUAGACUACUGUAUAUCAGGGCUUUAAUGACUGUGGUGAACCGACACUGAGGAUCACAUACAGUAGACUACUGUAUAUCAGGGCUUUAAUGACUGUGGUGAACUGACACUGAGGAUCACAUACAGUAGACUACUGUAUAUCAGGGCUUUUUAGAAUAGUUCUUAAAAUGUUGCUGUGGAGUCUGAACAGCAGCGAUGUAAUUAUAGUGAUGUAUUAUAUAGCGAUACUUCUGUUAAAGACCCCCCCACCCUCCUCUACUCCAUCGAUAUAUCAUGUCUUAAAAACAAGCCUGGCCUUUGGACCAUAAGACUAUACCUGUGACUGAUAUAAUGACUGAUAUAGUGACUGAUAUAGAGACUGAUAUAGAGACUGAUAUAGUGACUGAUAUAAUGACUGAUAUAGAGACUGAUAUAGAGACU
This is a messenger RNA of Oncorhynchus mykiss (rainbow trout), 2823 nucleotides long. Its product is annotated as PDZ domain-containing protein GIPC1. The record is from RefSeq and is a predicted model, not a curated record. NCBI's taxonomy places the organism in Eukaryota, Metazoa, Chordata, Actinopteri, Salmoniformes, Salmonidae. Gene Ontology annotation, molecular function: protein binding.